This is a messenger RNA of Physcomitrium patens, 2843 nucleotides long. RefSeq lists its product as uncharacterized. NCBI's taxonomy places the organism in Eukaryota, Viridiplantae, Streptophyta, Bryopsida, Funariales, Funariaceae. The record is from RefSeq and is a predicted model, not a curated record.
AUCGGACGGGACAGGUCGUCAGCGUCACCACUCCCUCCUCACCACUUGACUCGUAAAGAUGGCUCUACCAUGGUUGUUGUUGCAUCUGCUUAUCCCACCCCCUCCCUAACCCCGUUUCAUUUACACGUCUCCGCCCUGCCCGCGCUGUUGACCUGCGGCACCGCUGCUGCCAUUUCGCUAGCGUCGAGAGGUUGUGUUGCGGAAUUGUCCAUGCGUUGACGCGGUGUGGGUUAGGAAGUCGUAUAGCUCGCAGGUAGAAGAGGAGCGAGUGAGAGAGAAACUGAUCAGUGGAGCUACAGCGAGAAGUGAACAUUCUCGCCGGAGUUUUGAUGCAGGUUAGAAUGUACCGUGGGAUUGUGUGUUUUGCUUGAGUUGCAGUGUAAUCAGGCGGAUUGGCGGUUGGUGUUGUAAGUGAGAUUGAUGCAUAUGUGAGUUGAGGAGAUGGGGGACAAACAAGAGAACACCCCCAUGGGGAUUUCGCUUAAAGAAGCGGAGCGCGGCGCCGCGAAGUCGGGGAACGGGGCGAAUGUAGAAGCUGUGUUGGAGCAUGCGAAGAAGGAGAUCUCUGCGCCGAGUUUGAAGACUCUAUGGAACGAUGCGGCCGAAUUCUCCCCCAGGGGUGAGAUGCCGAGGGAUGUUUACGAGCGCGCGCAGACCAGAAUGGCCGAGGAGCUCGGGCUGCGCUAUGUCGUGGACGGGCAUGUAGUCGGUCACGCGCUCAUGCGAGCGGCCGAGGGCGGCCAGCUGCACGUCGUGAGGCGCCUGCGCAAGGGCCAAGCCGAGCUCAGAUGCUCAGUUCUGAACCCUCGUUUCCUAGCUUUCGCGAUGCUCAAGGCCACUGAAAUCGGUCACUAUGAAGUUAUGCAAGAGCUUCUGCGCUUGACGAAUUCGGCGAUUUUAGCCAUGGUCGGGCACGAGAUUGCUAUGAAAGCGAAAGACGACGGCUACCCGUAUGUGCAAGCGCGUCUGACGCGAGACUGGCAACGAACCGUUAGCGGUUUCAAAUCUCUACUCCCCCCUGCGACCUACACGGUGCAGUACGAGAAUCUCGAGCUCUGUGGCACAAAAUCCGACCAGGAUUUCGUUCAUGAGGCCGUGAGGUCAUGCUACCAGAUGUAUUGCGUGUGGCGUUUGGCGGUCAUCGCUGGCGCCAAUGGACACGGCGGUGUGUUUCGGGAGCUAUUGAUGAAAAGGGAGGAGUUCAAUACGCGCGCGGGUGAGACGAGGAAAGCCUUGAUGGGAUAUGAACACCCCAAGGCGGUGGAGAUCGGCAAGAUUCGCAGCCGGAUAGAUGAAGACUUCAUGCGUUUUACCAAGAAGAUGACGGCGAAGCUCAGCCGCGAUAUGCUCCUGUAUGAGGUUUACCGAUGUGAGCAGGGGAGAAGUUUGGAGGAAUCAAACAAGGGUGGUAAUGCGUGGCGGUGCUCUAGCAAAGCUCAGUUUGGUCUCUGGGAGGUCUUCAUGGACGUUCCCGUCUUACUAAUGGAGCCUGAGGGGUCGUACCAAGAUGGUGACAAGAAACAGCUGAUGCGAAACUAUAAAUACAUCAAGCCCAUCGUCCCUCAGAUCAUGAAGCUGAACGUGCAGUUCAAGAUCAUCAUAGACAUUCUACCGAAUUACAUCGAAUUGUCGGUCGGGAUUAACCAUGUGCGCGUGACAGUGGAAAAUCAAUGCUGGGAAGAGCCGCAGACGGGACAUUUCCCCACGCGAGUAUCCUUAUCUGUCACCCCGAUUGAACAAACCCUGACAUCGGUCACUAUGACGGGUUCGUCGACCAACACUUCUUACAAAGUAGGAGUAGCGGAGAAUGUACGAAUCGGAGUGAACGCUACUCUUAAAGCGGCUCCCACGGCUGGAAUUUCUUUCCAAGCCGGGAAAUCCACGAUUUCCAAGGUGGACGGGAAGCCAUGGAGGAUGGAACAGCUGCCUGUGUACAACGAACGAGGGGGAAGCUACACAUGGGCGUUGACGAACCUCCACGGCGCAGCAUUCGACCGCCUGAGUCCCAUGCUGCAAGAAACGAAGAAAUCUAUCUGGCAAUUCGGGAAGAGAGUACCGAUUAAUCCUUUGAUGGUGCUCCCCUUCGGCACCAACGGCGGGGUGAACUUUACGGGGACUGAGUUCGACGACACGAUCUCAUGGCGAUUUUCGAAAGACCUCGAAAACAAGACAGUGGCAUUUAACGUAGAGGGGCAAGUCCAUACCACUCACAUCACACAGGAUACCUUCUGGGAGACUCGUGUGGUGCCGUUCGAGGUGAAGCUGGAGCAGAAGCUGGAGGCGUGCGGAGACCCCAUGGGCGCCGAUAAGAAGAAGAAGAAGAAGAAGAAAUAGAUGAUUGGCUCCUCUCUCAGCUUCUCCGAAAUCUUCGAUGUGCAAAGCAAACUUUCUUCUGCUACUGAAAUUCGUCUUGGUCGCUUUUCAGUUCACUUAGAAUCGAGACGGCAAUUCUAGUUUUGGUCGUAGAUGUCCAUUGCAGGUGGUAUUUUCCGCCACAAUCAUCAAAAGGAUUUUUUUUCGAAGGUUAAAUGUCCUUUCUUAUGAGGGUUUUUUCUUGCCGUGUCUUCAGUACCACCAAAUUUAGGUUCACGAGGAUUAUGUAAAGUAAGGUCACAACGGUUAAUUAGCUCUAGGUUCACAGUUGUGCUGGAUUACAAUUGUAUCGUAUCUCCGACCUGUGGGCGAAUCGGAUGAUUUAUUCGCGAAUAUGUAGCAACGUUUUGAAGGUGGAUGACACGUUCUUUAUGCAACUGGAAGUUAAAUUCAGAACCUUAGUGAUUGUCUCAUUUGGUUACGCACAUGAAAGAGAGUUGAAGGCUUUUAUGCGAUUAUGAAAUUAUUCA